Molecule: messenger RNA, 4424 nt
Organism: Theobroma umbraticum
Lineage: Eukaryota; Viridiplantae; Streptophyta; Magnoliopsida; Malvales; Malvaceae
Gene: ABO1
Product: IKI3 family protein
Biological process (GO): tRNA wobble base 5-methoxycarbonylmethyl-2-thiouridinylation
Cellular component (GO): elongator holoenzyme complex; cytosol
Molecular function (GO): tRNA binding; protein binding
Source: RefSeq, a predicted model, not a curated record
CAGAAGUGAAAGCAAAAAAGCCUCCGCAGUUCAAAACCCUUAUUUUUGCUUCGAUUUUCCGCUAGGGUUUUCCGAUACUUAAGAAACUAAAAUAAUGAAAAACCUGAAGCUUUACUCAGAGAUUACUUCGAAUCUAGAGUUACAGUCAGAAGGCGAAGUAUUACUGUUCGCUGCAUAUGAUAUCGAGAGAAAUCGCUUCUUCUUUGCUUCUUCGGAUAAUCUCAUUUACACCCUCCAUCUUUCUUCUUUCCAAAAUGAAAGGGCAUGGACUAAAGGUCCUUUGCAAGCAGAAAUCGAUCCCUUGGGUUUGGAGCCUGAGGAUGUCAUUACUUCUUUUGAUUAUCUUAUGGAGAAAGAAGCAUUGAUAGUGGGUACUUCUAGUGGGCUUUUGCUGCUGCAUAACGUAGAUGGGAAGGAUACAGAAGUUGUUGGUCAGGUGGAGGGUGGAGUCAAGUGCAUCUCACCCAGUCCUGAUGGAGAUCUUCUUGGUGUGACUACUGGUUUAGGGCAAUUACUGGUGAUGACUCAUGAUUGGGAUUUGUUGUAUGAGACUGCAUUGGAGGACCAUCCUGAAGGUGUUGACGUACGUGAACUGGAUUUUUCAUCCAGAGAUGUUUUUGGAAGCCCCUUUUCUUGGAGAGGUGAUGGGAAGUACUUUGCCACUCUGAGCGAGAUGCCAAAUUCUUCUUCUUUGAAAAAGAGGCUUAAGGUCUGGGAACGGGAUGCUGGAGCAUUACAUGCUUCCUCAGAACCAAAGGAAUUAAUGGGAGCUAUUCUGGAAUGGAUGCCUAGUGGAGCAAAAAUUGCAGCUGUCUGUGACAGGAAGCCCGAAGCUGGCCCAUCAAUAGUUUUCUAUGAAAGGAAUGGGUUAGAAAGAAGCUCGUUUCGCAUUAAUGAACCAGUUGAUGCAACUGUAGAACUUCUGAAGUGGAAUUGCAGUUCUGAUCUUCUUGCAGCCAUUGUUAGAUCGGGAAAUUAUGAUUCUGUUAAGAUCUGGUUUUUCAGCAACAAUCAUUGGUAUCUAAAGCACGAAAUCAAAUACUUGAGGAAAGACGGAGUUAGGUUCAUGUGGGAUCCGACAAAGCCACAGCAAUUAAUCUCUUGGACUCUCGGCGGGCAGGUCACAGUUUACAAAUUCAUCUGGGUUACAGCUGUCAUGGAAGACUCAACAGCUUUGGUUAUUGAUGACUCCAAGAUACUUGUGACCCCCCUUUCUUUAUCCUUAUUGCCACCUCCUAUGUAUCUAUUUACCCUUAAUUUUCCAAGUGCUGUUCGGGAAAUGGCUUUUUAUUCCACAAAAGGUAAGAAUCGUUUGGCUGCAUUAUUAUCAAAUGGCUGUCUGUGUGUUGCAGAGCUUCCUGCACCUGAUACUUGGGAAGAACUAGAGGGCAAAGAAUUUAGCGUAGAACCAUGUGUAUCUGCAACAUCCUUGGGAUCCUUCGUACAUCUUAUGUGGCUGGAUUCACACAUGCUUCUAGCCGUUUCUCAUUAUGGAUUUAAUCACAGUAAUUGUUCUUUCCAAACCCCUUCAAGUGAGGAUAGGCUUUGUGGUUUCUAUUUACAGGAAAUUCAGCUUGCUUGUUAUGAGGAUAACUUGCCAGGUUUACUGACAUGCUCUGGCUGGCACGCAAAAGUUUCCUAUCAAAAUUUGUUGGAAGGACUUGUAAUGGGGAUUGUUCCUAAUCCUGCUAAAAGAUGUGCAGCUUUUGUUCAGUUUGAUGGUGGAGAAGUUUUUGAAUAUACAUCAAAGUUGGGAAUUACCAGAAGAGAUUUGAAACAUGAUGAGAUAAGUUUUUCUUCAUCUUGCCCUUGGAUGAAUGUGGUUCUGGUUGGUGUCAGUGAACAACCACAGCACUUGCUUUUUGGUGUUGACGAUAUGGGUAGGCUGCAUGUCGGUAGGAGAAUACUAUGCAGCAACUGCAGCAGUUUUUCAUUUUACUCAAAUUUAGCUGACAAUGUGAUCACACAUUUGAUUCUUGCAACAAAACAAGAUUUGCUUUUUAUUGUUAACAUCAGUGAUAUAUUGCAUGGAGAACUGGAAUUAACAUAUGAGAACUUUGUACAUAUUGGUACCAAACGAAAAGAAGAGGAAAAUACUAACUUUAUAAAUAUAUGGGAAAAAGGGGCCAAAAUUGUUGGUGUCCUGCAUGGAGAUGAAGCCGCUGUCAUAUUGCAAACACAUCGUGGAAAUCUGGAAUGCAUCUAUCCAAGAAAAUUGGUGCUAGCUUCAAUUGUCAACGCUUUGAACCAAAAACGCUUUAAGGAUGCACUUCAUAUGGUGAGGCGACACAGGAUUGAUUUUAAUGUGAUUGUUGACUAUUGUGGGUUGCAAGUGUUUCUUCAAUUAGCUUCAGAGUUUGUCAGGCAGGUCAACAAUUUGAGUUACAUAACUGAGUUUGUCUGUGCCAUUAAAAAUGAAAAGAUGACAGAGACACUAUACAAAAAGUUUUUCUCUCUACCGUACUGCAAGGGGAAAAAGGAUUUACAAGCCAAUGAUUUCAAGGGUUCUGAUGCUAGUUUAGAUGCUAAUAACAAGGUGUCAUCAGUCCUCCUGGCCAUAAGGAGGGCACUUGGGCAACAAGUACCUGAAAGCCCUGCAAGGGAGCUCUGUAUUUUGACCACUCUGGCUCGUAGUGAUCCCCCUGCUCUUGAAGAGGCUUUGGAGAGGGUAAAAGUUAUCCGAGAGAUGGAGCUAUUAGAUUCUGAUGACCCAAGAAGAAUGAAUUGCCCUUCUUCCGAAGAAGCUCUGAAACAUCUCUUGUGGUUAUCAGAUUCAGAUGCUGUCUUUGAAGCUGCUUUAGGCCUUUAUGAUUUGAACCUUGCAGCUAUUGUGGCACUGAACUCCCAGCGGGACCCUAAGGAAUUUCUUCCCUUUCUCCAAGAGUUGGAGCGUCUGCCUGUUCUGUUGAUGCGCUAUAACAUUGACCUUAGGCUGCGCAGGUUUGAGAAAGCUCUCAUACACAUUGUGUCUGCAGGUGAUGCCCAUUUUGCUGAUUGCAUGAACCUUGUGAAGAAGAAUCCUCAACUUUUUCCUCUAGGACUUCAGCUGAUAACUGAUCCUAUAAAGAGAGGCCAAGUCCUUGAGGCUUGGGGUGAUCAACUUAGUGAUGAAAAAUGCUUUGAAGAUGCUGCUGCAACUUAUUUGUGUUGUUCCUGUUUGCCAAAAGCUUUGAAGGCAUAUCGUGAAUGCGGUAAUUGGAGUGGUGUGCUGACAGUUGCUGGGCUUAUAAAGCUGGAAAGAGAUGAAGUAAUGCAACUGGCUCAUGAGCUUUGUGAAGAACUCCAAGCCCUUGGUAAACCAGGAGAAGCUGCCAAAAUUGCUUUGGAGUAUUGUGGAGAUAUUAGUGUAGGGAUCAACUUGCUAAUCAGUGCAAGGGACUGGGAGGAGGCUUUGAGGGUUGCUUUUUUGCAUAGGAGAGAGGAUUUAGUUUCUGAAGUGAAAAAUGCAUCAUUGGAUUGUGCAAGCAGCCUAAUUGAUGAAUAUAAGGAAGGGUUGGAGAAAGUGGGGAAAUAUUUGGCUCGCUAUUUAGCUGUUCGACAAAGAAGAUUGUUGCUUGCAGCGAAGCUCCAGGCAGAAGAAAGAUCGAUAAAUGAUACUGAUGAUGAUACUGCUUCUGAAGCUAGUAGUACAUUCAGUGGAAUGAGUGUCUACACCACAGGGACAAGAAAAAGCUCUGCUGCUUCCACCAGCUCAACUGUGGCUGGCAAGGCUAGAGAUGCAAGACGACAACGAAGCAGAGGAAAAAUUCGCCCUGGCAGCCCUGGUGAGGAGAUGGCUCUUGUAGAACAUCUGAAAGGCAUGUCUCUAACAGCUGGAGCAAAGAGUGAACUCAAGUCCUUGUUGGUUUCCCUUGUAAUGCUUGGUAAGGAAGAAACUGCACGGAAGUUGCAACAUGUGGGAGAGAACUUUCAACUAUCUCACAUGGCAGCAGUCAGACUAGCUGAAGAUACGAUGUCUAAUGAUAGCAUAGAUGAGCAUACACAUACUUUGGAGCGUUAUGUACAGAAAGUAAAAACUGAACCGCAGGAUUCAGAUGCUUUUUCGUGGCGUUGUAGAGUAUUCCUAUCUCCUUGACAGGCAUAAAUUGUCUUAUACACACGAGCUGCUGAAGGCAAUCUGUGUCCAUUUUUGAGUCGAAAGGUUGUGGUUAAGGAAAUAGGAGAUGUUAUUCCAUCGAAGUAGCUUUUGAUCUGCACUCAUAAUUUCAUUAUGUUUUUGUUAAGUUCCAUUGAUAGAUAGCAAAGUUCAUGGUUUUGUACUUAAGUCUCUCAUUCUCAGUUAUUAGAACAAUGGGAAUCAUUUGGCUGCCAAGUGCAUGUGAGAUUUAGUUACUUUUAAACCACAAGGAAGAUGGUGUAAUUUUAGUAUCUUACACUUACCACUUUUUGUCACUAAUCAUUGCAUUGGGUGACUGCCCAAUACA